CAAAUGUGUUUUCGACAAUUCGUCUAACACGACAUAAGCGAUAAUUAAAGAUACGCUUCUAGGGAAUGCUUCGUCACCUACGAUUACAUGUGGAGCGUCAGUAGUUGUAUCUGGCAAUGUAGAAUUUCCUGGUACAGAUAAGGUACCUCGUUGAAGUGCUUUGCCUAAAUUAGAGCUUGAAAAAAUUCCACCAUCGCUGUUCUUGCCGUAAGCACCAACAUCAACCGCAAUAAAAUUGUAAUGGGCGUCAACAAGCGCCAGCAAAACAACUGAGAACGUCUUCUUGUAAUUGAAGAACAGAGAGCCGCUAUUUGGUGGAGCCUGAAUGAUAAUAUGCUUCCCAUCCAAAGCUCCCAAACAGUUAGGAAAAUUCCAAAGUGUGAAAAAGUCGUUGGCUAUAGAUUUCCACAUCUCUGUUGUAGGCUUUGGUAGCAUUUCAUUCAGAAGGCGCUCAGUUAUAACCUUGCAAGUGUCCAUUACAAUCUUGUAUACUGUACUAUGCCCCAGGCGAUAACUAAAGGAAAUUGUUUUUAGGGAAUCUCCCGUAGCUAAGUACCUGAAAAAAGAAAUCAUAUUUUAAUUAAAAAUAUUAUGUAACUGCUUGUACUUUACAGUUUUUGAAAUUGUUUCAGGUUCAUCCUGUAAAGCUAGAUGGAAUAAUAUACGAGACAAUUAUCGCAAAUCGAUGAAGAAAACAAAAACUAAGAGCGGAGACCCUGCAAAAAAAAUAAAACGGUAUAAAUAUUUCGAACAACUAAGCUUCUUAAGCAAUUAUUUCUACGAGAGGGAAACAAAAGGCAAUAUUGAAAACGAUGUAGAAAACAUAGAUGAAGAAGAAAACUCGCAGAAUGUGGAUGCAGAAGAAACAUAUGUAUCAUCGGAACCUAAUGAAUCAGGGCCAAAUGUUUCAGAUGUAUUGGAACCUAAUGUAUUAGAUUCGAGUGAAAACAAGCAAUCUCAUUUAACUCAACGCUCAUUCAAAACAUCAUCAAGAAGGCUACCGCCACAACAAACUGCUUCAGCAAAACUAAUGGAGUAUUUGAUAAGUGACAAAAAGGACAAGCAAGUUACUACUGCUCCGCAACACCACGUGGACGCAUUUCUAGCUGGUGUAGCUCCAACAUUAAAAAGUUUUACGCCAUAUUACUUGCAUCUAGCAAAAUCUGAAAUAUUUCACACGGUGCAAAAAUACGAAAUGGAAAUGAUCAUGCAGCAGGACUCAUAUCCAAGACCUGGCCCCAAUUUUGUUAACACAAGGCUACAUUCCGAGCACUCAUCAUCGACCUCCACGUCAAGAGGAACUACUCCUUUACCGUCGCCUGUUGCACCAUUUCCACAACAUAGUUUGCAAAAUCCAAAUCAAAAUGAAUUUUCAUCUGUGGGAGAUUCAAACGCGACCAACAACCCUUUGCAAAGUUAUUUUCACAACUUUCCAAAUUAACUGAACAUGAUUUUUUACAUUAAGUAUGUACAAAUAUAUAUUGUCGAGAUUUGUAUUGUUAUUACUUACCUCAAACAAACUGCUAGUUGUUCCCUCGGUGUAAUAGACUUUCUCCAAUGAGUGUCUUGUUUUUUUAA
Photinus pyralis (common eastern firefly) is the source of this 1578-nucleotide messenger RNA. RefSeq lists its product as uncharacterized. The record is from RefSeq and is a predicted model, not a curated record. The transcript is spliced from 2 exons. Gene Ontology annotation, biological process: regulation of transcription by RNA polymerase II. NCBI's taxonomy places the organism in Eukaryota, Metazoa, Arthropoda, Insecta, Coleoptera, Lampyridae. The coding region runs from base 686 to 1441 and encodes 251 amino acids. Gene Ontology annotation, cellular component: transcription regulator complex; nucleus.